UAUCGAGCUGCUCGACGAGGACACGACUGUCCAGUCCUCCGACAUUCCUCGCACCUCCCUCCCCACUCAUGCCACUCCUCUCGCUAUCCAUGCCAAUCGUCUCUCGGUCAUACGUUCAACACUUUGCUUUCCCCGUCCCUCCGCGCCUCCGCCCCGCCGCCCAUCUGCCCCUCAUCGCCGCUCCUCUGCUCCACUCUGCUCUACAUGUGCCAUCUUCUAGUUGGACGGCCAUGGAACACGGCCCUAUUCCCCUCCCCACUGGUUCUGCCGCCGCCCGAUCUCGCGUGCAGCUCGGCGAUGCGCCUCUCAAGUGUAACAGACCAGAGAGGAACGGCGACCGACUCGCGCGCCUUCCGGGCGCUCUACCAGAACCAACCCAAAACAAUCGCGAUACGGGCACGGGGCAAGCACAUCGGGGCACCAUCGGCGCAGGUGACUGGCGUCUCAUAACCACGACGGGCGCCGCCGUUCCUUUAUGCGCGACCUCCCUCUACUUCCGGGGCGGUGUACACAACGUUGCCGCUUCUUCGGCACCCUGCACCACAUGCAUGCUACUGGUGCAAGGCGCAGCUCGAAACCCAAGGAAGGCCGAACCCGGUUUGCGGUUUCCCACGUCUUGUGGCUCCCGUGAUCAACAUGAUGUCGUGCACAGCGCUAGGGGCACCCCCCUCUCGUGUGAAGCGUUUCUCGCGCGUCACAAGGGUGCAGUCCGACAGCGUGCGAUACCAUCUGCCUGGAUGUUGCUGUUAGGCUUGGCGGCGGCCGAUCACGCCCGUCGCUGCUGCUGCCUCGCCUUCUUCGGAUGGCAACUCGGAUACCGUAAGUCAAACCCUCCUGGGAUCGUCGGAGAAAAGCCCGCCACACACAACGAGCGCCACAUCAUCCAUGCAAUCAACUCUCAUUUAGCCUCGGCUAUCCAGUCAUCGUCCACUCAUUGCUGCGGGUACUGGUGCCCCAAUCCACAACCCCACCCUCGCACCUCCCCUAUCAGCGCUUCGUUGCUCCAUCAAGCCUGUGGAUCUAUUUGGCAACCCGGGCGCCCACAGGGAGAUGGCCCUCAAUGCAUGCGGGGUAAAAACAUGACAGUGUUAACACCGAAUCAGGGUGAGGAUAGGGAGAGUGACUACUCACGGCUAAACGACGAUGGAGUGUCGCUUCCUACCUGCCUGCCGCGUUGCCGAACCCUCAAGCUUCUACGCCACCAUCCACAUGUUUUCGUCUUCGCGAUGCUUCCAUUUAUUGUCACUCGUAAGUUCGACCGAGUGAUGCGCGUGAGUGGAGCUGGACAGGGCGUCUUGGGUCCAGGACCUAUCCCGAAUCUCAAUCGCCAAUGUCAGUGGUAAUGUGCUUCAUCCUGGACUCCUCACUCCCCCCUUCUGAUCUCGACGCGUCCUCCAAAUGGAUCUCAUGCAGGUCCUCUCCUUUCGC
Cutaneotrichosporon oleaginosum is the source of this 1428-nucleotide messenger RNA. RefSeq lists its product as uncharacterized. The record is from RefSeq and is a predicted model, not a curated record. NCBI's taxonomy places the organism in Eukaryota, Fungi, Basidiomycota, Tremellomycetes, Trichosporonales, Trichosporonaceae.